Molecule: messenger RNA, 978 nt
Organism: Acanthosepion pharaonis
Lineage: Eukaryota; Metazoa; Mollusca; Cephalopoda; Sepiida; Sepiidae
Source: the annotation of a GenBank genome assembly
AUGAUCCGUUUAGGUGCAACCUGGGUAGGUCUGUCUGGUUUAUCUAUCUAUCUAUCUAUCUAUCUAUCUAUCUAUCUAUCUAUCUAUCUAUCUAUAAUCUAUAAUGGGGACAGCUCCUUCGAAGACUUUUAUUACACUCUUCACUCUUCUUUUUUCUUUCUUUCUUUCUUUCUUUCUUUCUUUCUUUUCCAUUAUUUCACUAUUGCUUUUCACACAUUUUUGCUUUCUUUCUUUCUUUCCUUCUUUCUUUCUUUCUUUCUUUCUAAUUAUUUUUCUAUUAUUUACGCUUUCUUCUUUCUUUCUUUUCUUUCUUUCUUUCUUUCCUUCUUUCUUUCUUUCUUUUUCUUUUCAUUAUAUCUCUAUUGCUCUUCACCUUCUUUCUUUCUUUCUUUUCUAUCCUUUCACGGUUGCUCUUUACGCUUUCUUUCUUUCUUUCUUUCUUUCUUUCUUUCUUUCUUUCUUUCUUUCUUUCUUUCUUUCUUUUCCAUUAUAUCUCUAUUGCUCUUCACCCCUUCUUUCUUUCUUUCUUUUCUAUCCUUUCACGGUUGCUCUUUACGCUUUCAUUCUUUCUUUCUUUCUUUCUUUCUUUCUUUCUUUCUUUCUUUCUUUUCCAUUAUAUCUCGAUUGCUCUUCACCCUUUCUUUUUUUCUUUUUUUGUUUCCUUAUCUUCUUUCUUUCUUUCUUUCUUUUUUUCUUUCUUUCUUAUCAAUUAUUUCCUCACUUCUUUCUUUCUUUCUUUCUUUCUUUCUUUCUUUCUUUCUUUCUUUCUUUCUUUCUUUUCAAUUAUUUCUCCAUACCAUUUCUUUCUUUCUUUCUUUCUUUCUUUCUUUCUUUCUUUCUUUUCAAUUAUUUCUCCAUACCAUUUCUUUCUUUCUUUCUUUAUUUCUUUCUUUAGCGUUUCCUUCAUUUGGAAAUCAUCCGAAUCUCCCGCCAAAUGUUCCUAGCAGAGGGACAAUCGCAAACCAGCCGAGGAUGUGA